Messenger RNA from Sphaeramia orbicularis (orbiculate cardinalfish), 2589 nucleotides. RefSeq names its product transferrin receptor protein 1-like. Gene Ontology annotation, biological process: intracellular iron ion homeostasis; iron ion transport. Gene Ontology annotation, cellular component: external side of plasma membrane. The record is from RefSeq and is a predicted model, not a curated record. The transcript has 17 exons. The coding region runs from base 115 to 2403 and encodes 762 amino acids. NCBI's taxonomy places the organism in Eukaryota, Metazoa, Chordata, Actinopteri, Kurtiformes, Apogonidae.
ACGUGGUGUUCAUUUUCAGCGAUCACUGAUCAUCGUUUUCUUAGCUCAGAAAGUAGCAACAGUAAGUUGAUUUUUGUUGUAGUCUUACUGGACCUUUUUAUAUUGACGUGUAAUAUGAAUCAAAAGUUUAAUGGGGAGCCUCACUCCUACACACGUUUCAGCUUGAUCCAGAACAUGGAAGGCGACAACAGCCAGGUGGAGAUGAAGCUGUCAUCUGACAUGGAUGAGGAGGUGGGGGGAAACGGCACGGCAGAACACCUCAAUCACAACUCAAACCGCAAACCCUACGUGGCUCAGAAGCUUGGACGCACACCCAAGAAUCUGUGCUUCAUGGCAGCUGCAACACUUCUCAUCUUUAUCAUUGGGUGUUUGAUUGGUUACCUGGUCCAUCCAAAGAAGGACAUAGCACAACCAACCUGCACAAACUCUGUUACUGCCCCUGUGCCCCCUUUUGUUGACGAGAGAGGUUCUGCUCCCGUCUUGGACUGGGAUGAUGUCAAAAAGCUCCUCAAUCAAAAAAUUACCGCUUCAAAUUUUGAAAGAGUUUUCAGUGAGUUUUCCAGUUCCAACCACCAGGCUGGUUCUCCGGGAGAUGAAGAUCUGGCUAACAAGGUUCAUAGGAAGUUCAAAGAAUAUGGCAUGAAAACCUGGUACGAUGAGUACUUUGUCAAGGUUCAGGUGCUCCAAGGCUCAAACAAAGUGACUUUCAAGGGUCAAAUGAUGGAAACUCAAGGAUUCCUGUCUUACAGUGCCAGUGGACCUGUAACGGGCGGUGUCUUGUAUGCCUAUUUUGGACGUGAAGGUGACUUCAGCGACCUCCAUAACAAGAACGUCGACAUGAGUGGCAGGGUUGUGCUGGUCAAAGCUGGUAUGAUCAGCUUUGCAGAAAAGGUAGCCAAUGCUGCAAAAGUGAAUGCCUCUGCUGUACUGAUCUACGCAGACCCAGAUGAUUACAGUAUUGGAGAAACCACUGCGCUAUAUGGACAUGUCCACAUGGGUUCUGGGGACCCCUACACCCCAGGCUUCCCCUCCUUCAACCAUACGCAGUUCCCUCCUGUUGAAUCCUCAGGUCUGCCAAAAAUCGUGGCUCAGACCAUUACAUCGCAAAUGGCCACUAAUAUUAUGAGGCAGCUGCAGGGUCCAGAAGCGCCAAGCAGGUGGGGAAGCCUGAGCAGGCUUGGAAGUGAAGACGAUGUCAUUACUGUGGAGGUCAACAAUAUCCUAGUUGAAAGGAAGAUCAGUAACGUUUUUGGGGUCAUCAAGGGCUAUGUGGACGCAGAUCGAUAUGUGGUUAUUGGCGCCCAGAGAGAUGCAUGGGGUGCAGGUUUUGCCAAAUCAACAGUCGGUACCAGCAUCCUCAUGGAGCUGGCACGUUCUAUCUCACAAAUGGUGGAGAAUGACGGAUUCAAGCCAAGGAGGAGCAUUGUGUUUGCCAGCUGGAGUGGUGGGGAAUAUGGGAGCAUUGGCGCCACCGAGUGGCUGGAGGGUUAUCUGUCUUCCCUGAGCAUGAAAGCCUUCUCUUACAUCGACCUGGACGGUGCUGUUACAGGUCGACGUGCAUUUAAAGUGUCGGCCAGUCCCUUGAUGUACACCCUGAUCGAUGGUGCUCUGAAUGAGGUCACUGCCCCGAAUACAGCUGCAACUCUCUUUGCCCAGUAUGGAAAAAAUAACUGGGAAUCCUUUUUGUUGGAGAACAUGAAGCAGGAGAGCGCUGCAUAUCCUUUCCUCACCUUUGCUGGAAUUCCUUCACUUUCAUUUAGAUUCUCUAAUGGUAAUUUGGACUAUCAGUACUUUGGUACAAAUCUGGACACACGGGAAAAACUGAACAUUGCCACAUCCAACGAGGUUCCUCAGCUUGCUCAAACAGCUGCUCAGUUUGCAGGUCAGAUAGCACUGAGGCUGGUCCACGACUACAUCUUGCGGCUCGACGUACAGAAGUAUAACAAGAUUAUCCACACGAAGGUCGCUCAAAUAAACAGGAAAGUGGCUGAUGUUCAAAGGUUGCAGCCCCAGCUUUGGCCAAAGGCCCUGACGAUGCAGUGGCUGAUGUCGGCGUAUGGUUCCUACAGCCGUGCCUCUCGCAACCUGGAAUCAGACAAGAGGAACAGUGACCUCGAGGACAUUGAGAUGUGUCGCAUAAUCAAUGAUCGCAUCAUGAUGGUGGAAAGGAACCUCCUGUCUCCCUACGUGUCUCCAUAUGAGAGUCCUUUCCGCCACAUCUUCCUUGGCUCCGGCUCUCACACAGUCGCCGCGCUCCUCAAUCACCUCGACGCCCUCAAGACCCAAAACCCAGAGGCCGACGCCAACCAGUUCCACAACCAGUUCGCCCUGUUCACCUGGACCCUUCAGGGCUGUGCCAACUCACUAGCAGGGAACAUCUGGUCUUUGGAUAACGAAAUCUAAAAAGUCUCAUUCCAUUGUUUAUGGUUUGGCCCUCUUACAACAGCUGGCAGCGUGAAAACUAACAAAGCUAAUAUGUUUAUGUUUAUGUUUAUGCAUUUGGCAGAUGCUUUUUUCCAAAGCGACUUACAGGGGAAAACCAAUCAAAUCACUCAAUCAAUCAAAUUUUAUUUAUAUAGCGCCAGAUCA